Branchiostoma floridae (Florida lancelet) is the source of this 653-nucleotide messenger RNA. RefSeq lists its product as uncharacterized. The record is from RefSeq and is a predicted model, not a curated record. The transcript has 3 exons. Bases 1 to 501 code for a protein of 166 amino acids. NCBI's taxonomy places the organism in Eukaryota, Metazoa, Chordata, Leptocardii, Amphioxiformes, Branchiostomatidae.
AUGAGACCGUCCGGCGGAGUUCUGUACCUGUUCCUGGCGCUAACCGUGGUCCGUGCCGCGCCUGUCCACCCGCUAGCGAGACGGUCCGUGAUCGAGACGGUCUACAUCGAUGAGAGUCCGGGGUACGGGCGGGAGGGGUCGGGCCUGGACCCCGACACCGACGUCUUCAUCGGCCGGCCGGACUCAGGGCACGAGACGGAGCCGUCAGUCGGGAACGGCAUGGCGGGGUUAUCACCCGGACAACAGUGCCGUGAGAGGUGGGGCCGCGCCCUGAUGGAGUGUUUCCAUGACUACCGCCGCGCCAUGAACGACCUUGGCGAGCUGCUGCUGUCCGCUGCAGGACAGACGCUCUUCUGCGGUGUCCAGAUGGAGCUGUACCAGUGUUACCAGACCGUUCUGGACCAGCCGUUCUGUGCGCAGGACAACGAGAUUGACUCGCGCCGGACAAAAAUACAGACGGACAUGCGCGUCAUCCGCCAGAAGUGCAACGACUUCCGGUAGAACGGGGAGAAUAUAGAGAAGACUUUAAGACGUUGUCAACAAGAUAUUCUAUAAGACAGAAGACUAGUAUAAGCUGGAUCACAGUAUAAGCUGUGUAUGCGCAGUGUGAUGCAUUAUGGGUAAUAGGUCAAAGUUGACGGCCCCCAAGACAU